CCGAGAGGUAAAGCUUGGUCCUUCAAAGUGUUAAAGCAGGACUGGUGGUCCAAUAUCUUUUUGAUUCUCUAGUGCUACCUCUUAUAACCUCCAUAGGAGUGAAGUGGUGGAGAAGCACAAGAAGUAUAGACCGCUGGCUGCUGCUGGCUUGCAGACACCAACCGAGCGCACUUUCCACUAAGACUGUCAUCGUUCAGAUCAAAUCGAAUAACACCCUCGGUCUAAGCCAUACUUGCGACGCAUUUUAUUUGUAGCAGGAGCUUGUGCGCGGGCAUCCCUAGCAAGCUACCAACGACCUCGAAUUUUGAUGACAGUCUUCCAAUCAGAUUGACCUUUCAGCUGAAGUAGAGUUCACCGCUCCUUGACCCGCUGCUCUUAUCACUUAUUGCGCUGGACGUGGACCAGAAUUGUUGGCCUUGAGCUCUUCGGUUCCUGUUCGACAGCAAGUUGCAGCUUUCGUAGAGUUCGCCCCUCUCCUUAAGAUGGCAGGCGUCCAUCAGCAGACGGGAGGACCGUAUGAAACAGAUACCAGUAAUAUUAAGAUCGGAGGGGGCAGCGCGGCACGAACUGAGGACAGGGACUAUAUCGAACCAGAGCCACAUCAUCUGUGGACUGUCGAUGAAUUUUAUAUAUGGUCGCUCUAUAGAGCUGCCAUCGCUGAGUUUAUUGCCACUCUCCUCUUCGUGUACAUUGGCGUUUCUGCUGCUAUUGGAAAUGGCCGUACCAGCCCCGAUGGAGUCGGAGCUCUCGGUGUUGCAUGGUCUUUCGGAGCCACCAUAUUUGUGCUCGUCUACUGCACAGCUGGUGUUUCAGGAGGACACAUUAACCCCGCAGUUACUUUGGGACUACUUCUGGGUAGAAAGCUUUCGGUUCCUCGGGCUUUCAUCUACAUGAUUGCUCAGAUGGCGGGGGGUAUCUGUGGAGCAGGAAUUGUUAAGGGAUUGCAGAAAAGUCCAUUCCAGGUGUUGGGCGGUGCAACGAACACCGUCAGUGCAGACUUCAGCAUCGGCACAGGUCUGGCAGCAGAAAUCAUCGGAACUUUCUUCCUGGUUUAUGUGGUCUACUCUGCCACUGAUGCUAAGCGCAAGGCCAGGGACUCGCAUGUUCCGUCAUUGUCCAUGACCGACGGCGGCCGAUCGAGAUGUGGAAAGUGAAAUGGGUGAUGGUGAGAGCCUGAACUGUGUGAUCGAAGUCUUGAGUCCUUGAAUCUAUUGUGAGGGCAAACUGUUCCUGGUUCAGUCUUCAGAUCAAGGUAGCAGUAGCCGGAUUGCACAGAGGGCGUGGAAAGCGAUCUGACCACCUGACGCGCUCGCAAGGCACUGCGAAGGACCUAGUGGAGCUUAUGAUAAAAGGCUUGUAGAACUGUGUGAAUGGCCAAAGGUCGAAGUUUAUGUACGUCACUGGAGUCCCGAGUUUAAUUCGAGAGGCAUCGCGUGAUCAUCCUAUAGCACAUGAUGUCACCCCGCCAGCGGAUAAGACUUUCUCUGAAACGAGUGCACAAAGUCAUCAAUCUUUCGUGUCUGAGGACGGUUCGGCGGGUUCCACCGAUCCUCAUCAUUCUCCGGAAGCUUACGAAAUUCGAACAAGUGUAAUAUAAUUAUCUAUCAA
Messenger RNA from Marchantia polymorpha subsp. ruderalis, 1608 nucleotides. The record is from the annotation of a GenBank genome assembly. Lineage: Eukaryota; Viridiplantae; Streptophyta; Marchantiopsida; Marchantiales; Marchantiaceae.